This is a messenger RNA of Synchytrium microbalum, 3660 nucleotides long. RefSeq lists its product as uncharacterized. Lineage: Eukaryota; Fungi; Chytridiomycota; Chytridiomycetes; Synchytriales; Synchytriaceae. The coding region runs from base 1 to 3660 and encodes 1219 amino acids. The record is from RefSeq and is a predicted model, not a curated record. The transcript is spliced from 7 exons. Gene Ontology annotation, biological process: positive regulation of DNA-templated transcription. Gene Ontology annotation, cellular component: mediator complex.
AUGGACUGGUCUUUCAAGAAUCAGGCAGUCUUGUUUGCUCCUGAAAAUGCAUUCUCGAGGAAACGGAAACGCGGAAAAGACACUACUCCACAGUCCGAUUCAGAGUCAAAAAUCAUCAUCUUUCAACCAAAGACUGCGGCCACGAAUUUCACUCCUCAACACGUGUCAACGCUCAAUACGACAACGUAUCAUGGAAGUCUAGAUCCUGAUCAAGCGUUCUGGGAUGAACGUGGUAAAAAUGUCGCUACCCUGGACUCAUCGGGCAAAUUCGUGUUAUGGGGUGCUCCGCAGUACUCGAAUGUUUGGCGUGCUUUAGGUGCAGUAGAUGCUGGUAGCAGAGUCAUGAAAUUCAAAUGGUUGCGAUAUGAAGAAGAUUAUAUAUCAACGUCACAAUCGUUGGCCAGACCUGUGGUACGAAAUAGUACCACUAGCAAGAACAAAAAUAAUGUAGAACCAAUUGAUUUGACAUCGGAUGAUGAUGGAUCUGGUGCUAAUGGUAAACAUGGUCAGCCAAACCAAGAACCAUUCUUUGUAAAAGGUCCGCUCAUGGGCCCGAGAGGACCUGCAGCACCUAGCAAACCGGGCAGACUAGAUGGAUUUGUAGUGGUAACCGAAGACGGUAAAAUAAUACUGUAUUUCCAAGAUGCCUCGAAUGUAGUUAGGUUUAUAACAGCCACCAUACCUGGUAUGGAGAAACCACCCAACAAACCUUCGGCAUCAGAUCAUGACAACCUGCCAACACCUGAUAAAUUGACACAUGUGGAUAUAUACUUGGCAGAAUCUGAUCACAUGUUUUUGGCCAUAUAUGGGCCGGGGACUAGUGAGAGAUGUAUAUGGACGUAUGAUGUUGAAGUUGAUAUACGGACGGAGAGUAUGAUAAUUCAUCCUUCCGCUGUUAUAUCCGUGGCGUCGCCAUUCAUGAGUGAUGGUAGUAGUGCAACCUCGGAACUAGCUACAGAGCUACCAGCAUCGUCAUCGUCGUCUGUCUUGUCACUACAUGUCCUCAAUCCAAAAACCGUGAUUGCUACAUUUGGUAGACUGGCGUCAGCAUCUAGUAGCAGUAGUUACGAUAGUGCAAUGAACGCUGCUUCUGUUGAUACGAAACCCGAUGAUAAUGUAGCAACAACAGGUCAAGGUGCUGUUUGUGUUUGGGAACUAGUAGAAACCGAUGCACCUCCUGGUGAUGAUGGAGGUAUUUUUGGUCAAGAUCGAGAUGCGAAAAUUAUAACAUGGGUACUAGUAGCUUCCCAUGGAACUUUAAGCAGCUUUCCAACUGCUUUGACAACCAUCCAGCCGUGGUAUGCACCACCUGGAAUCGAAAUCAGUGCAGUCCUGGCCAUUGGAUAUUCUGAUGGUGCUUUAGAAUUACUAGAUUCAAAAACGCUCAAGAAGGCGUCGUUACUCGAAUUUAGAUUCGGACCACUAAAAAGUGAAGCGGAUAUGCCUCCUCCACCGCCUCGUAAACCAGCAACAGUAAAAUGUGAAAGUGUCAUACCAAACGGCCGAUCUGUAGGAUCUACUAGUAGUGUCGCUACUCUAGUUGACGCAUUAAGAAGACCAUCAGUUGUGAUUCGUGAAGAUCAAUUCAUGAACGAUAUGAUGGACUGGUCGUCUGCAGAAGAAGUCAAGGCAGAGCAGCAACAGGACGUGGAUGAAAUAUUUCAAAAUCUGAUGGAGUCUCCUGAAGCUGAUGCUAUCGCUGAUGCCAAAGAUAUCGUCUCUAGUCUUGCCACCACCGUAUUUAAUGAACCUAGUCCUGCUCAUACUGUGACUAUUGAUAGAGAACCAUCCAUAGCAGUACCACCAGUCAAGACUCCAUGUCGAGUUGUGAAUGCUGAUAUUAUAUUGGCCUUGUCUACUUCUCCUAAUGGCGUCAAUGUCAUGGCUGUCCGACAGGAUGCUUUAUCACGGAAAAUCAAGGUGGAUAUGGUUCCAAUGGUGACGAGAGAUGCUCCUGCAGCUCGAGCUCAUCCAGAAAAAGUCGUUAAUGAAUUGACUCGACAAGUCACUCUAUCCAUCCUCAACAACAAGGACGGGCAAGACUUGAUUGAUUUGAUCCACGUCUUGUCUAAACGGCUGCCACUGUACGAUCUACCAGAACUGGUUUUGGAACGUGUCUAUUCCGUUAUUGGAGGCGUAUUGAGGCCCUUAUCACCACAUAUCGCUAGUAUCUUUCCGCAUAAUCCUGAAUCAUCAGAGAUGAAUGUGGAAAAUCGUGUGAUUGGAUUUCAGUUAUCGCUCUAUCGGUCUAUUCCAACUCGUCAAUGUCAAUACUCGAAUGCAUUUGUAAUGAUUUCACUACAUCAUAUUCUACGAACCUUCUUCCAAUGCUGUAAUGAUACUUGGGAUUCUAGGAACUCCUUGCUCAAGCUAGUCAAGGAGAGAACGUGUAUCGAUACUCAGAACAUACCCAUCACUAUGCGGAAAGAUUCAUUACACUAUUUUCUGCCUCUUGCUCGAUGGGGUGUAGAAUUGGUCUGUGUCCUCCUCCGAGAAUUCUAUAUGACCGUCCAUAUUCGGAGACGUAAAAAGGAAGUGUUUCAAACUCCGGGCGUGUCUCAAACUCCGGGCGCAGCCGCUACUCCUACUCUUAAUCCUGGAGUUCUAUCGCCACAAUCUGCUAGUGAUGAAGCCAGGAGGCCUUGGAAGGGUGACUUUGAAAACCAAGACUUAUUGACAUCUCGACCAACAAAGCUGGCUUUAUUAUUCCAUACUCCUACCAGGCGGCUCAUCAAGGCUAUCUUGUUUGCUGCGAGAAUCUUCAAGAUGCAAUUGGGAUUCAAUAUUGCCACCGUCAAGAAUCAGUAUCAGAGUGCUCAUGCAAGCGCUCCCACUGCUCAACGGCAAAAGAUACUUGAACAAUUGAGAAACGACGCUAAUUAUUUGCAGCGUGCUGACCUCAUAUUCAGUCGUCCUCGUCUUAAACUGGAGGUGGCUCUAUCUCUACUCUUUGAUAUUGACGAUAUUAUAAGUCGGCCACGAGAUAUAGCCACCAGUAAUUCCCUGAACCCACUCGAUGUCUUGCCACCCGAUACGAAUUUAAGUGAAGCAGAAAGACGAGCAGCCUAUGAUUCCAUGCUUAUUCGAUCUAUAGUACCACCAUCGUAUGCCACGACUCUUCCGCUAGUUCGCCAAAAGUACGAUGGACACUUUAUACGCCUAUUUAGCCCAAUAGUAGCACCACCAAGACCUGCACCAGGUCAAGGUGUUCCACCACAGCCAGAAGACACAAUGACGAAUCUAUCAGCUGCACUCAUGUUGUUUGCCACGGAUCAAUCAUGGCUGGAACUCAAACCCAUGCCAGAACUUGACACGGUAGAUGACUCCAACACUAGAGAUGUUGAAUCAUUUCUCGUUGGUCAGCGGCAGCGAUUUGAUGUUUUAUCGAAAACCAAUUUUUGGUUUGCAAAGGGUAUUCGACAAUGUAAUAGAUGUGGGCAUACGUCUGGUUGUGUUACGGAAAGUGCAUCGACAGCGACUAGUAGUAGUGUUAGCAGUAAUAAUAGUAGUGGUGGGGAGACAGCAAGUGAUGUGAAGUCAUCACCCUUGAGUUUGAUUCCAAACCCAUUCAAGGGCCGACAGGUGCCUUGGGGUGAUGAAUUUGAUGCUGCUUGUAUAUGUGGUGGUUCUUGGAAGCAGUUAGCAUCGCUGAACGUAUAG